Messenger RNA from Oppiella nova, 981 nucleotides. Lineage: Eukaryota; Metazoa; Arthropoda; Arachnida; Sarcoptiformes; Oppiidae. The record is from the annotation of a GenBank genome assembly.
AUGGGACAUAAACUAUUGCAUACUUAUGUAGUGGUGUUGGUUGUGUUGGUUAGGUUAGGUUGUGUUGGUUGGGCUCAAUUUUCCCAUGACUAUCUGUGUGGCCUGACCUCGCUAUAUGCUCUAUGGGCUGUAUUUGCUGUUUUUAACGCCUUAGUCCACAUCUCAUCGGCAAUGGACUUCACAUACAGAUACUGCCUCUCCAUCCCUUCCCCCCCCCCUACCAUACCCACCGCCGCCAUUAACAUAACAAACCCCUGGCCUAAUGGGGGGCCACCACUCGGGCCCCCAGUUAUCGAAACAACAAUUGACAGAAAGGCCUGCCCUUUCAGAGUUGGCUUCAAAUACCAGUUCACUCUUCACUCCGCGAUUCAUUGCCUUCUUAGGUGUGCAAAGAAAGUGACAGAAUAUUGUUUGGGAACGAAGACUCCUAUUGUGUGGGGACUUAAUGGUGAUGUACGCGUCCCGACAAAAGGCAAUCUCAGAUUAGGGUGUAAAGUGUCCGGCAAUCCAUUACCACGGGUUGAAUGGUUUCGAAAUGGAAAGAGACUUAAGAACAGAGGGAGAGUGACGAUCACCACUCGUCGGCAAACGUCUCGACUGGAAAUACGACGAGUUUCGCACUUAACUGAUGGCGGAUAUUACGAGUGCCGGGCUAUGAAUGUUGUGUCGCGCCAGCCAUCCGUUGCCAGACAACGGGUAAUCAUCACCAGUCCCUCCAAACGCAGACCUUAUUCAUCCUCACAGACCUCUUCCACGUCCACAAGAGGCCCGCUUUGGCCUCAAGUCAGGCCCUGUCCUAUACCAUCGUUUUGUCUGAAUGGCGGCACAUGUACUCUGUAUGAGGCCGUCGGAGAGUGCGCCGAUGGUUAUAUGGGCCAGAGAUGUGAGAGUAAGGACAUCUACUUAAAACUAACCUUUUUGCCGGAAUAUGAUCAAAGAUCCGGAUUAGUUGCUAUUAAGCAGUUAGUCGUGAAAAUCUAA